AUGGACCAAGGAAUGAAUUAUGUAUUAGAGUACCAUCUUGAAAUUAUGUCUGAAAUUUUAAAAUUUAAAGCUCAGACAACCCCGUUUAAAGACUAUCUUUUUUCCAAUAAUGCUUUAAAUAAUACUUCUAGUAUAACAUGGUGGUUAGCAUUAAGAAAUAAUAUUUCUGAAAAAAUGUUAUCCUUAAAUAUGCAACUGCAUUCGGCUGUUGCAUCUAGUGCAGUACUCUCAACAUUUGGGUUCAUUUAUUCAAAAGUUAGAAAUCGAUUGGGAAUUCAAAAAGCAGGAAAACUGAUUACCAUAUUUAAACAUUUAAACAAAUAA
Molecule: messenger RNA, 324 nt
Organism: Macrosiphum euphorbiae (potato aphid)
Lineage: Eukaryota; Metazoa; Arthropoda; Insecta; Hemiptera; Aphididae
Source: the annotation of a GenBank genome assembly